Molecule: messenger RNA, 3970 nt
Organism: Paramormyrops kingsleyae
Lineage: Eukaryota; Metazoa; Chordata; Actinopteri; Osteoglossiformes; Mormyridae
Product: MSL complex subunit 3
Biological process (GO): chromatin organization; regulation of DNA-templated transcription
Cellular component (GO): NuA4 histone acetyltransferase complex; MSL complex; nucleus
Source: RefSeq, a predicted model, not a curated record
UAGCUGCUACGGAGUCCUACGAGGGUCAGUCCGCGAUUUGUUUUCCGCGUUUCAGCUAUCGGGGACUGCAUCCUAGCUAUCCUUGUGUUUUCCCCUCUCCAGGAACCAGGAUUGGUUUGAUAAAGCACGGCGGUGAACGGGUUAAGGAGUCGGGGGGUUCAGAUUCCUCCUCUCCUGCUCGCCAUGAUGAACAAAUGAACUCUCGGGGAAUGAAAUUUAAAUUUCACAAAGGAGAAAAAGUUCUCUGCUUUGAACCAGACCCAACUAAGGCUAAAGUGCUGUAUGAUGCAAAGGUGGUUGACGUUGUCCUGGGCAGAGAUGAGCGGGGCAGGAAGGUCCCGGAGUAUCUGAUCCAUUUCAACGGUUGGAACAGAAGCUGGGAUCGCUGGGCCGCAGAGGACCAUGUUCUCCCUGACACAGACGAAAACCGCAGACUGCAGCGAAAACUGGCUCGCAAGGCUGUGGCUCGCAUGAAGAGAAAGGGAUGGAAGAAGAGACGCUGUCGUCUUCCAGGUGUUGACUCAGUGCUGAAAAGCCUACCUGAGGAGGAGAAGGGAAACAGUGAUGAUGCGUCUCUGAUUUCUUCUUCUGAAGACAGCGAAGAGGGCAACUCGGAGGACGUUGAAUCAUUAAAAACUGAGAGUGACUCAUCUGAAGACCUGGAGGAAAUGAAGGAAGAACAAGAGGCUCACGCCAAACGGGAAAGUGAGGAUAAAACAAUCAAGAUCGAUAUCCCUGAGGUUCUUAAGAAAAAGCUGGAGGAUGAUUGUUACUAUGUCAACAAAAGGAAAAAGCUGGUGAAGCUUCCCUGCCAGAUGAAUAUCGUGAACAUCUUGGAGUCCUACGUGAAACAUUUCACCAUCAACGCGGCCUUUUCCGCCAACGAGAGAUACCGGCACCCCCAAGGCGUGACUCUUGUUGGAUCUAACCCUCACUAUGUUCCCCCCGAAAGAAAUGAGGAGCUGUGCAAGGAGAUGGUGGACGGGCUGCGGAUCACAUUUGAUUUCACGCUCCCAGUGAUUCUCCUGUAUCCUAAUGAGCAAGCUCAAUUCAAGAAGGUCAGCUCAUCCAAGGUGUUCAUGCCCAUUAGGGAUGCAGCCGUGACUUCUGGAAGGAUGCCACGGGAGUGCUCCCCCAGCCCCCCAGGCCUGAACCCCUCCACGCCGCAGGCCUCGGACUGUCAGUUGGCCCCUGGCGAGCCGUCCACGCCGAAACGGCGGCGUGCCGACUCUGAGGCCCCCAUGUCCCUGCGCCGUUCCACCCGUCACACCUCUGGGGGGGACCGGCUGUCUGACCCCGGGGCGUCCCCCCAGCCCAAGAGGCGGCACUCGGAGAUGGCUGCCUCGCUGCCGAGAUUCAUCCUCAACCUGGAGAAGAGGACUCCUGUUCACAGCGGCUCCUCCUCACCCUUACCGCUGACUCCCAGUAAGGAGGGCGGCUGCGUCUUCUCAGCCCUGGAGAGCAGCAGGAGCAAUGAACUCAAUGAGGUCUUGAGCUGGAAGCUCACUCCGGAAAACUACCCGCAGAGUGACCAGCCACCCCCCCCAUCCUACAUGUACGGCUCACAGCACUUACUACGCCUCUUUGUGAAACUCCCAGAGAUCUUGGGGAAAAUGCACAUCCCUGACAAGAACCUGAGGGCUCUGGUGAAGCACCUGGAGCUCUUCCUGGGGUUCUUGGCGGAGUUUCAUGAGGAUUUCUUCCCUGAAUCUGCCUAUGUGUCUGCCUCGGAGGCCCACCACAGCAUGAAGAACCCCCGGGCCCUCUGCUGACGGCUUGCCAGGCGGGGUCGAGAGCUCCAGUGUCUUCCUGCUGCUGUUAUCGAUGAUGGUGCUGGUACUGCGCCUUCGGCGACCAGCUGGCCCUCCGUGAUGCAGCUGCCCUCGCCUCUCUUCCAAUGGCAGAUGAUGGAGCCCAAGCCCUUUUCUGCUUCAGAUCUUCUGGACCGCUGCGGCCACGUUCUGGACCCCUGAGCCUUGACCUGGAGAUCUGUUCCUGCUUGGUGACUCCUGAUAUGCUGUUCAGCUUUGACUGCAGCAGUGUUUAUUUUUUUUCGGGAGACAUUAGGCCGAGUAAAGUGGAAACCUUUUUAAAGAUGAUUCCCUGUUGAUUUGGAUGUUUUCUCCCAUAUUGGCCUUCACUGAACUCUCUUAUUUGCUGACACAAUGGUCCAGCUGUGGAUAUCACUGUUAGUUUUUUAUUUUUAUUUUUAUUUUUUAUAUAUAGUUUUGAGAAUAAAAAAAUGUUUAUAGAACAGUUCCCAUCAGCAAAGUUUUUUUUCCUCUUCUUUUUCCAUUCUGCUGGUCUGUGUUUUUUUUUCUUGCAGUGUUAUGCUGCUGAAGAAAAAGGUUUUCAGGUCAAAUUCAGACAGCACAAGUUCCAUAUAAAAUUUCUUUAUAAAAGUCUGUCAUUGCAAUUUUUUUGUACAUUCUGAACGUGUCAAAUUCAGGUUCUGAGAUGUUGUAUAUGAAGCUGAAUUUCCCUCUAUUGUCAUGCAUGGGUUUCCUAGGUUGUGUGUACGAUGCAGGAGUAAUCUCCUCAAAUGUGAGGGAUACAUUUUUCUGUAAUAUUAAGUGGUGCUUUCAUAAACAUCAGCUUGGGUAAACACAAUGUAGUUUAAGUAUUUUGUAUUGGGAAAACAUUGUGGAUAAUACCGUAAUACUGAAAUUUGCUUCAUUUCCACUAUCUGGUGUGAACACAUUACUGAACUGCAUUGUAAUAUGACACAGAAGGUAACAUUAAUUGUCCUUGUCACAUUUGGAUGUGUGUGGGGAAAAAUGAACUGACAUUGGUCAUAUUCUGCUGUGGGGCGAGGACAAUGUGCAAAGGCUAGGGAUGAGUGCGAAUGCAUAUUUACAUUGUGUUAUGGUGUCCUAAGCUGAGUAUCUGCUUCUUACCAUCAAGUUGAUCAUUAGACCUCAGUGAGCAAAAUUGCCCUUACUCCUAUAUAUACUACAUAUACUUAUGUCAUAAGUUUUAAACUUCAUCCAUCCAAAAAUGGCUGCCCUCCUGUAUAAAAAUGUGAAAUAGACUGCACAAUAUGAGUAAUUAAUGCAAUGAGAAAGGCUUUAGGAUUUUAAUGUUUAAUGUAGCUGUCCAAAGCUUAGCCGUCUGGGGAAGAACAUUAUGAAAGCAGUACAGAAUGAAGUUUAAAUGAGCUUCAUCAUCUUGGGUUGUAGAUGUCGGCGUAUGGUGACUGACUUACUGUGCUGUUUCACAUUAAUAUUUCAGUGAUGUUUUAAUGAGCUUUUCUUUAUAGUGAUAGAUUCAUGGUAUUUAAACUGGAUGUUUUUUGUCAUGCAAAUGAUGAUUGAUAAGCUUUUUUGCUGGUAUUUCAUAUCUAAUUUGCAGCUUUAUGAAGAGAACCUAUGAUGAAGCAAGUAAAUAUGCAAUUUAUACAAGCUGAAUGGAAAAUAGAAUUAAAGCAUCUAGGGUAAACUGUAGAGCCUUCAUGUUGAAAGAGAUAUAUGUAGUUUCACCAAAUGCAAAUUUGCAGAAAAGAAUAUCAUUGGGACAGCUAGGGUUGCAGUAAAACCAGCUGUAUGUGUAGUUGGAAUAAUAACUUGCAUUUUCUAUAUAAUGUUACUAAAAUGCAUGUUUAGAACUCUAAAAGAUACUUAUGGUGCUUUUUCUCACACUUGUAAUCAGAACAUAUUUUUUCCAGUACUGAAAAUGUGCUAAACAUUGAAUUGAGGGGAAAAAAACGGGGAAAAUAUAUAUAUAUACACACAAUUUUUCUAUAAAAGGAACUUUUUGUAUAGAACUAUGCCAGUGCUUAACAAUGGGAGUCGUAUAUUUGUCUUUAGUAUUUGCUGUGUCUUUAAUCUCCAAAUUUUAGGUAUUUCAGUAAUACACAGGGUAACUGAAAACAGUGAUUUUGUGGUCACAAAGCAGUCCUAAAAUUUAUAAGAAUACUGCAGAAAAUAUUUUUCCUCUUCAUUUAAAAAUAAAGGUUCUUUAAUGAGUCUGA